AUGGCGAAUGACGUCCAGGAUGUCAGAGUUGCGCUGCAAACUAUUACUCAGGCGCCUAUUGAAUCGCUCCUUGGAAACACCCGCGAGCUUUUCGAAGCAAAUUUUGUUAUUGCAAAGGCUAUUCACUCUCUGCACUCGAAUUUUUGCGAGGAUAUUGGGAAAUUCGAAACUCAAUUUGAUGAUAUAACCGACCGUGCUAGUGCUCAGGCUCAGGCUGAUCCCAUCUUGGAAGUCAGCACCAGGCAAGACAGUGACCAAGAAACGAUGCGCCAGUAUGAGGCCCGACGUGGUCGACCAGAGCAUGCAGUUCUGAAGCUUGCACAGUAUUGGAUUCAGAAGAAAAUGGCGGGACCCAGUGUACUCAGUGCUGCAGAUGAACAUAGAAUAUUAGAUGAUUUACGCAAGUUUGUAAUUUCGAGUACUCCUGUAUUUUUAGCAUUAGUAAGGAAUAUCAAAAGAAGAAGGUCCGCUACCAACUCGCGACGCUAG
Messenger RNA from Bipolaris oryzae ATCC 44560, 489 nucleotides. RefSeq lists its product as uncharacterized. The record is from RefSeq and is a predicted model, not a curated record. The transcript has a single exon. Lineage: Eukaryota; Fungi; Ascomycota; Dothideomycetes; Pleosporales; Pleosporaceae. The coding region runs from base 1 to 489 and encodes 162 amino acids.